Cylicocyclus nassatus is the source of this 753-nucleotide messenger RNA. The record is from the annotation of a GenBank genome assembly. NCBI's taxonomy places the organism in Eukaryota, Metazoa, Nematoda, Chromadorea, Rhabditida, Strongylidae.
AUGGGCAAUUUGUCGUUCCUCAUCACGGAUCUCCUGAUUUUAUCGUUGCAAAUUACAUGCGGAAUUUGUAAUGGAUUUGUCUUUUUUAUGUACUGCAGAGUGAAAAAACUUCGUAAGAACCUUGCCCUGCGAAUGGUGCUGUAUCUCUCCAUCAGCGACGCCUUGCUUGCUGUUACUGAAUUAUAUGCAAAUUUGGCAUUACUGAUCGGGUUAGCUUUGGCUUGUUGUGAUGUAACUGCUGAAUUCAUACUUUCUCCAAUCUUACCACGACCCAACUGUGCUGCCAUAGGGUGUUUUGUCAGUGACCGAUUUCGCAAUUAUUGGGGAACAAGUAAUAUGGUCCUUGGCCUCUUUGUGAUAAUUCUUACAGUAGCUAUGCUAAUCAAACUACAUUAUAUUAAGAAAAAUUCUGCCUCCGAAAAAGCUCUUGUAGCUACAAGUAAUAGUAAUACGAGCAGAUUCAGACAAGCCAAUCGUAGCUCGGUCGGUAUCUUACUAACCUCGCUACUCUUUGUGACAUUACCUAGCGUCGGCGUUGGAUUUGUUGAAAUGAUUGGUUUCUCCAUUUUUAAAACUGUUGGCCCAUUUUACAUACUAGGGCUUCUCUCAGCAGGUACUUGUAACUGCAUAGUUUACUUCGCACUGAACCGAGACAUGCGAGUGUUGGCCAGAAACUGCAUUUUGGGAAAAACACACCCUCAAGCUGAAGCCACCACAAAAGUAUCAAUGAGUCCAAGUGCGAUGCCACUUUGA